This is a messenger RNA of Vitrella brassicaformis, 3337 nucleotides long. NCBI's taxonomy places the organism in Eukaryota, Vitrellaceae. The record is from the annotation of a GenBank genome assembly.
CUUGCUUGGAGACGAUGGAACAUAGUUUGGCAUCGGUGGUGCUGAAGAUCUGACGCACAGGAGGCAUCCGCCGGAAAUGCUUCUCCGCCUCUCCCGUCCAUUGCGCAAUGCUGUGCAUUCCCUCCGCCCAUCCCCCGCUGCAGCCCACUCUGGCCAGCAGCAUCACAGCACAGCACAGCAUGUCAGCUGCCGGCCUUUCUUCUCAUGGAUCAAGAAGCGGCGGCGAAGCGACGGACCGCCGCCGAGCCAGUCAACAGAGCCUGGACUAGUGGGCCUCCCUGGUACACAGAGAGUGAGAUAGAUAGAUGACACGACCCAUGGCACGCAUUCGUGUGGCCGUGUGUCUGUCCGUUCGUGCGCGCCUGAACCCAGGUGUGUUCAAGCCCCCUGAUUUUGUGGAUCUGGCGAGGGAGGUGGUGCGGGACUCCAGACGGCUGCUGAGCAGCGGCAACGAGGACUUUGGCCGAACCGCAAAGCACGCCGUCCACACGCUCGACGCUGUGUCAAAUGCCCUCUGCAAAGUGGCAGACGCAGGUGAGCUGAUUGAUGGAUGGGCGAGGUGGCCAUCCAUCCAUCCAUCUUUGCAUCCAUCCUGGCAUCCAUUUAUGGCAUUCAUUCAGGCGAGUUGGUACGUACGCUUUCAAACGAUCCCGAGUGGGUGCAGAGCAGCAACGAGGUGGUCAACGAGAUCAGCGGGUGCAUAGCGCACUUCAACCUGGACACCCACAUCUACCGCACACUCACGGGCCUCGAGGAGAGGGGCAGGGGGGAGGGGGGCGUGGCCGACCUAACAGAGGAGGAGAGGAGGGUGUUUGUCGCCAUGAGAGAGGCCAUGGAGCAACAAGGCGUCCACCUCCCAGAAGGGUAGGUACACCUACCUAUGCCUGUGCCACGUGUGUGGGCACUCGUUCUUCCCUCUGUUAUGUCCGCAUGGCAUGAAGUGAGCGAGAGAUGGCGAUAGCCAACAUCAAGAUGGAGUCUGAGCUGGCCUACGAUGUCAUUGCCAUGUCGCGAUCGCAGCAGCGGGGCCUGUGGCUCAGCUCUGACGCCCUCACCAAGGCCUUCGACGCCACUGACUUCGAUGUGACGAAACACCUGGGCACCCUGCAGCGGCGGCACAGCGGGGGCGAGGAGCAGGUUUAUGUGGCGGAGGACAGCUCCGUCGCAAGAGCCAUCGUCAACUACGCCAAAGACCCAAAACUCAGAGAAAGGUCCGCGCAAUCGCUUCCUGUCCCUCUGUCUUGGCCUGUAUGUGCGCUAUGUGUCUAUCCAGGGUGUUCAAUCUGUCGUCGCAGAGCAACCAGGAGGUGGAGUCUCUGCUGGUGGAGCUAUUGUCCACUCGGCAGCAGCUGGCACAGUCGAGGGGUUACCAGAACUGGAACCACUACAGCCAGAGAGAGGGCAUCCUCAGGCAACCGUCACAGGUGGAAGGCUUCCUUAGCGACGUGCUCGAAGGCCUCAGACCUGGUAUCGACGGCCGGAUGGAUGGACACAAUCGAUUCAGCAGGAGAUUGUGUGCACAAGUGUGGACGCAAUUUGAUGCAGGUAUAGCGUGCGAGCUGGAGACGUUGUCUCGGAUGAAGAGGGCCGUGGAGGGCGGCGGCAAGGGGGACGGACUCAUGCCCGCCGACCUCCACUACUGGACCAACGUCUAUAAGAGAAAACACGCCGCCGACACCGCCGACAAAAUGAAGUCAGAGGGAGCCAGACAGACACAGACACAGACACAGACAGACAGGCAGGCAGGCAGACAGAUGAUAUAAGCUAUGGCCGUCCUCUCUGUCUCUGUUUGCCCCUGGCAGGCCCUACCUAACGCUUUCUUCUCUGUUUGCGGGGGUCCGGCAUGUGCUCUCGCAUCUGUUCGAAGUGGACCUGCGGCCCACACCAGCACACCCACGCGAGCUGUGGCACUCAGACGUCCUCAAGUUCACCUUGCACCCCCUCAACGCGCCACAGGACGGAUCCUCGGUGCCCCUGGGCACCCUGUACGUCGAUCCAUGGGACCGGCCUGGCAAGAACGUCGACUCUGCACAGUUUACUGUGCGGUGUUCCAAGAACAUGGGCUGGUUGAGGGAGCACGGCAUCAGUCUCGGUGGGACGCUGCAGGACAUGGGUGUGGUGGACGGCUACCAGACGCCCUGUACAGCCCUGGCGCUGCGGUUGUCCCCGCCGGCGCCCGCUCUCUCGUUUUCAGCGGCCGAUCGGAUGAAGGGCACGUUCGUGAGCGCGGCUGAGGCCAAGAACGUGUUCCAUGAGUUUGGUCACGUGACGCACGCGUUGCUGUCCCACACGGAGAUGCAGCACAUGUCCGGCACUCGAGGGGCGGUGGACUACGUGGAGUUCCCCAGCCACUUGUUCGAGCACUUCGGCAGCGUCCCCGAUUGCAUCAGUGCCUUUCUGCGGCACUGCCGCACCGACGAGACGAUGCCCCAAGAGUUAGUGAAUGCCUUCGGAAAGGCAAGACUGUUGUUCGUACACACCGAGAGCGCACAGCAGGUAACGUCCAGCCCUAUGGGACGGAUGGGACGAGUUGCUGAGCCACCUAUCUGUUGCUGUUCGAUCUGUCUUUAUCUCCCUCGUUGGUUCACGUGUAUGUAUGACAGGUCUUGUAUGCGCUGAUCGACCAGGGGUUUUACCAUUAUGGCAAGCCCCCUUUUGGCGUGUCUGCAGUGCAGUCGCACCUGGCGUCCUAUCUGCAGACCUUCGGUGCCCUGACGGCUCACCCCACUGACGCCGCCCCCGCCCCCCUCCUCUCGUACCUCUCGCCCCCCGCACUCGCCACAUUCGACCACCUCGUCCACUACGGUCAGUUAGCACCCACGCGUAAUAGAAUGCGCGAGCAUGAGAGGGGGGGCUUCCAUAUAUCCAUGUAUCCAUCCAUCCGUGAAUGGGUGUGCUGUGUGUGGUGCGUGGCAGGUGGUUCGUACUACUGCUACCUAUACUGCCGUGUGUUGUCUUCCUACCUGUGGCACGCGGGGUCGUUUGCACACGGCGACCCGUGGGCGCGGGACAAGGGCCGACGGCUAGAGGCCAUCUUCCGCAGCGGCAGUGUGACGCCCACGCUGGGCAGUGUGCUCACUCUGGUUGAUGGAAGUGCUGUGGACACCUGUGAGUUUCGUGUGAGUGAGGAUGCGCCGGAGAAGAUCCCACUGGAGCCGUACUUACGAGACCUGAGGCAGGGCCUGCCGGCCGGAGACUGAGCGAGUGAGUGAGAGGGGAGUGAGUAGUGAUGACUUGGACGCCUUUUGCCUGGCAUUCGACGUAGACACGUGCCCCAUGUAGACACGCAUUCAACAUAUUGAUAGGAAGCGAGUCCGAUACCAAGCCCAUAUUCAUC